This is a messenger RNA of Kwoniella shivajii, 1317 nucleotides long. RefSeq lists its product as uncharacterized. The record is from RefSeq and is a predicted model, not a curated record. The coding region runs from base 1 to 1317 and encodes 438 amino acids. The transcript has 9 exons. NCBI's taxonomy places the organism in Eukaryota, Fungi, Basidiomycota, Tremellomycetes, Tremellales, Cryptococcaceae. Gene Ontology annotation, cellular component: actin cortical patch; F-actin capping protein complex. Gene Ontology annotation, molecular function: actin filament binding. Gene Ontology annotation, biological process: actin cytoskeleton organization; barbed-end actin filament capping.
AUGGCGGACUUGUCACUAGAAGAGAAGUGUAGACUUGCCGCUAAGCUUGUUGAACAAUCACCACCGGGGGAGAUAAACGAUGUCAUCAACGAUAUUCGAGCUAUAAUUAAUGAUGACAACGCUCUUAUGCCUCAUGUUCUCCCUUCUUUACGAGCGUACAACCUCUCUCAUCUCCAUGUCAUUGAACACUCUGCUACCGAAGGUAGCCCGGCUCAUAGUUCCAUCCUUUCUGAAGCAACUAUCCUCCCUGGGAGUGAAGGUGGAGAGGAGAGAUAUGUUGACGCUGAAGGGGAAAGGAGUUUCUCAUUUGAUCACAUAACUCUUGCAAUAACCGAUUAUGAACCGUAUAAGUUACCUGAUGAGGAGGAAUCAUUCCGCACUGCGUUAGCUUCAUCAUUAGCCAAAUACGCCAAAAAUCAUUUCCCUUCAGGAACAUCAUCAGUCUCGUGCUCUCAAUAUCCCCUUCUUCCUCUUGCUCCCGCUCCAAUUGCAAACGCUAUCAUCACCGACAAUCAAGCCGCAUCAAGCGAAUCCAAGGAAACUGCAGAACCGACACAAACAGAUGAAGCCGAUGCACCGGUGACGGACAUAGUAGCAGAACAGGUCAACGAAGGUGAUCUUGAACCAGCUCCAACACCAAUUACAGGAGAUGUUGGUGCUAGUGAAGAUGAAUUGGUCCGACCUGAGAGUCUUGAUAAAUUAGAUGACUUGGUAGAAGAAGCUAAAGAGGAGGAAGAAGGGGCUAGUGGGACAGCUGCACACCCUGAUAGACCUGAGGUGACUGAAGUUGAAGACGGAAAGGAGGAAGAAGUCAAAACUCCCACUGAGCACGAUAUCACACCCGGGAACGCCGAUGUUUCGGCUGAGAAGGUAGACGAGAGAAAGCAGGAAAGAAUUGAGAAUCCAAAAUACACCCUUGAGAUCGUGGGCAAUAAAUACAAUCCCAAUAACUUCUGGACUGGACGAUGGCGCACAAGAUGGGUCGUCGACAAGGCUUCUGAUACGGUCGAUGGCGAUAUCAAUGUUGAUGUACAUUAUUACGAACAAGGCAACGUUCAACUGGCCACGAAACACACCGCUUCAUUCCCUCUUCCUGCUGAAGAGUUAGGCGGACAAUCAGUAGCUAGUCAAAUUGUUACCAUCAUUUCCAAGAUCGAGACUGCGUAUCAUCUGGAAUUGAACGAUGUAUACGGUGAAUUGGGAGAAAAAGCCUUUAGAGCACUGCGACGAGCACUUCCAAUUACACGACAAAAGAUGGAUUGGGAAAAAGUCACAGGAUAUUCCCUCGGUUCUGACUUGACCAAAUCAAGAGCAUAA